AUGGAAGGCUUCUAUUCUGUGCUAGGGCUUUCUAUCGACAUCGCAAAGCACAGUGCACUAUUACGAAGAUAUGAAGCUUCUGUCGCCAUAAUGGCAGAUAUCGAGCAGGCCAUACAAGCAGCAGACGCAGCCCGUCUAGCAGGAGCUUACGUGGCGUACAAGUCCCGUUUUUUGAUACCGAUACCCUUCGGACCCACUGUUCUGGCUUUUAUUGACACUAUUCUCGAUGAAUUGAAUAGACUGCGGUCGGUUCUCGCCUCGAUCUGUUGGUCACCUGCUCGGUCGUUAAAUUCUUCUUCCCCACACAGCGACUUGUCUAUAGCAGUGCUUCUCCGAGCGAUUGUUACUUUAGCAAGCUCUGAUAUUCUGAAACUGGAGCCAGUGUUUAAAGAGUUGGAUUGGGUGAGAUCUAGCCCCGCAAAUAGACAAAUCAGUCAAUCAGCUGCCUUGUUAGAUGCACUUCAACGUUGCAUUUCUUUGUCUGAGUCCUCUGUGUUUUUAGCCAGGCUGGUCAUGAGAUGCAGGCAGGUGUUUGUCGGUAGCAUGCUAAGCGAGCUUUCGUAUGGAGGGUAUCUUACUCCUCCUACUGACAGUGUACUGAUUGGGAAUUGCCUUCUUGAAACAUCUGCGACAGCAACAACAGAUUUAGUCUCGGUCUCUAAGUCUUCACUGCCUGCCUUUCUUGUUAACAUUAACAUACCGCUUCUUUGCUACACGGACUUGCUGUCUAUGCUUCUAAGACGUAGAUAUCACCGGCCGCACAAACAAAUGUCCCUCCAUUCUGACAACACAAGUCUGUCUGAGGAGAGCGUUAGUAGUUCUGUGCACCUAGAAGAGGACUCGCUCAACGAUGGACUUACUCCUGAGACAGGUUCAGACCCUGUAUCCUCCUUUAGUGCAGAAGAGGUGACAGGUAUGACAGGUAUCUUUGCCUCCUGGAAUGCUCCAGAUCAUCUGGAGCCAUCAGAGUUAUUACCUCUGCUCUACGAGGUGUCGAGCACAAUAACCACUUUUCAAAACGAAGUGCUUCCGACGCUUUUCAAAGACUCUGUGUGGCCCUUAGCAGACGUUGAACGCGUACGCAAUCUCCUUGUGGUUAUUAACAGACGGCUCAGUGACUCACUUGCUGCCGAAAGGGAGCGAAUAUGUUCGCGAUUGAGCCUUCUUUUCCUUCAGUCUGAGGCCACCAGUAACUUUAUUCACGCUACUACACGGUUGGCGGAGUACACCAUGGAGACAAUUGAGCUAUCAUCCCAUUCAGCACUAACUAACACACUCUCCAAAGGAGGCCAACUUCACGGCGCCAUAGGCGACAAUUUGCUCACUGAGUCAUGGUUUAAGAUACGGGUUCCCUUGGAGUUUAUAUCUCAUAUGCACACUAUUAUGCAUCGAGGUUUGUCUAAGCAUUGCUCUGAAAGUGGUAGCUCCUUUAGCCCUGUUCUACUUGAGCACUUCUUUAGAAAAAAGUUUAGGAGGAUCCAUAAACGGGUCACGCUUGCUGCUCAGAAUAACGAGUUGCUUCGAGGAGAUUAUGUUUUGCUUGAGCCUUCGGACUCUCUUAUGCUUUUAGCCUUCGGUGCAGUACAUUUCCAUGUCACUGAAGAAGCCUUUUCAGCGGAGCGUAUAGAGUACUUCCUCGGAGAACGCUCUCAAACACGCGUUGCAGAUCUGUCAUACAUGUGCAGGUUGUCGCAGUUCACCAACACAUCACUAAACUGUGCAUUUAAUAUGAUGGCAAGAUUGGAGAAACAGUUAGGAAAGCAAGAGCUUAAAAGAUAUCGCAUGCACACUCCUCAUGAGGACGGUUCAGAAUUAGCAGCUGAAGAUCUCGAGGAGCAAGCUCAAAGAGAAAGUUUCCUAGCGAUGCGGAGCACGAAUCCCCGAAGAACCUGUAUGUCUCCUCUUUUCCCGGGCAUCACCAGAGUUCUCAACCUGAUGGCUCGAUUUGUUAUCAGUCACAAUACUUACUUUCAUGGUGUAUGCUUAGAGCCUCUUCGUGCUGGAGGCUUGCUAGGUGGGUUCACCUCUGGUAAUCUGGCAAUGCUAUUGAAGGAAGCUCACGCCCGUGGGACUAUUACUCGUUCGAUAAAAGCUCUUGUCAACGACAUGCUCUGUCUUUGCUUAAGAACAUGUUACAUCAUAUCGCUGUUUUGCAAGCUUUCCGCGUCCUUUGCAAGGAACGGUAGGCUCUUUACCUACGUUCUGCAGGAUUGUAGAGAAUUGGAGCUGCGCUUCUCUGGCAUGUGGGAAGCCCUCCUCAAAGAGUUAUCGGUUAUAGAGCAAAGCAGAGGCGUGGACACUUCGUGUUCGAUGCUCAUGACAUGGCUUCCAGAGCUGCGAUUGUCUAGUAGUUGCUCGCCUCCUAUCAACUAUCUUAAGCCUCAGUCCAAUGGCAUGACUGGGCUCCAGGUGGGGCCAGCGAAUCAUCGGCCAGACUUAUCAAAAGACCCUAUUAAGACAGCAGAUGCAGAGGAUCUUUCUAAUUUACGACUGGGGGUUGCGCUUGGGCUGCGAAAACCCAACUGA
Molecule: messenger RNA, 2526 nt
Organism: Giardia duodenalis
Lineage: Eukaryota; Fornicata; Diplomonadida; Hexamitidae
Exons: 1
Coding region: 1-2526 (841 amino acids)
Source: RefSeq, a predicted model, not a curated record